AAAACGUAUGCUAUAUCAUGGCCUGCUGGCGAUGCGUUGGAGCGGCUUGCUGAAAGUUUGAAGGCAUUCGAGACUGGGAUAUGUGUUGAAAGAGAUUGUCCAGUCAGUGCGCUGCACUGUGCGUGUCACUGUCAGGGGAUCGACCUGUUGUGUGCGCCACGCCCUCAAAGGCGUCCGGCGGUAAAUUCCUAG
This is a messenger RNA of Bipolaris oryzae ATCC 44560, 192 nucleotides long. RefSeq lists its product as uncharacterized. The annotation marks the transcript as partial. The transcript has a single exon. The record is from RefSeq and is a predicted model, not a curated record. Lineage: Eukaryota; Fungi; Ascomycota; Dothideomycetes; Pleosporales; Pleosporaceae.